Ilex paraguariensis (yerba mate) is the source of this 2961-nucleotide messenger RNA. Lineage: Eukaryota; Viridiplantae; Streptophyta; Magnoliopsida; Aquifoliales; Aquifoliaceae. The record is from the annotation of a GenBank genome assembly.
AUGGCUGGGCAGAACUCCAACAUCCCUGAAACAAGCUGCUCUUCUGCUCUUGCUCCUAUACUUGAACAACCCAUAGCCAUCAUUGGUGAUGAAAAACUGGCUAUUCCAGUUGAGGCACCGAUCGUGUUGUCUUACAAUGAUCGAAUACGCCCACUGCUUGAUGCAAUUGACAAGCUCCGCCACCUUAACGUCAUGCAGGAAGGUAUACAGCUCCCAACAAUUGUGGUGGUUGGUGACCAAUCGUCUGGGAAGUCUAGUGUUCUUGAAUCACUUGCUGGCAUCAGCCUUCCACGAGGCCAAGGCAUUUGCACUAGGGUGCCACUCAUAAUGAGACUUCAGCAUCACUCAGUUCCUCUCCCGGAGCUUCACUUGGAGUUUCUGGGCAAAACUGUCCAGACCGAUGAAAUCCAUAUUUGUGAUGCCAUAAAUCAAGCAACUGAUGAGAUUGCUGGCUCUGGUAAAGGCAUAUCACACAUCCCAUUAACGUUAGUUGUGAAGAAAAAUGGCGUACCUGAUCUUACAAUGGUUGAUUUGCCAGGAAUCACUAGGGUGCCUGUUCAUGGGCAGCCUGAAGAUAUAUAUGAGCAGAUAUCAGCCAUAAUCAGAGAGUACAUAAAACCAGAGGAGAGCAUUAUCUUGAAUGUUUUGUCUGCAACUGUUGAUUUUCCGACUUGUGAAUCCAUUAGGAUGUCACAGCGUGUGGACAAGACCGGCGAGAGAACUCUGGCUGUUGUUACCAAAGUCGACAUAGCUCCCGAAGGUCUGCUAGAUAAAGUAAUGGCAGAUGAUGUGAAUAUCGGGCUUGGCUAUGUGUGCGUUAGGAAUCGCAUAGGCGAUGAAUCAUAUGAUGAAGCUCGAAAGGAAGAAGCUAAUUUAUUCGAAACCCACCCGCUUCUCUCAAAGAUUGAUAAAUCUAUGGUGGGUAUUCCAGUUCUGGCCCAAAAGUUGGCGCAAAUUCAAGCUGAGAUAAUUGCAAAAUGCUUGCCAGAAAUUGUUAGAAAGAUCAAUGACAAGCUGCGUGCAAACAUUUCAGAACUCAACAGAAUGCCCCAGAAUCUGACUUCUGUUCCAGAAGCAAUGUUUGCUUUGGUGCAGAUUAUUGGUUCCUCCAUGGAAUCUCUUAGGAAUGUUCUCUUGAGAGGUGAGUUCGAGGAAUACCCAGAUGACAAACAGAUGCAUUGCACUGCUCGUCUUGUAGAAAUGCUCAACCAGUGCGCUCAGGAACUACAAGAGAGUUCAGAAGACAACUGCAAGGACAAUUUUCUAAUGCAGGAGAUACGAGUUCUUGAGGAAACCAAAGUCAUUGAGCUACCAAAUUUCCUUCCUCGCACGGCUUUUCUCAUGAUCCUGCAGAAAAAAGUAAAUAAGGUACAAGGAGUACCGGUUGAGUUUGUCUCUAAAGUAUGGGAGUACAUUGAGACAGUGGUGGUUGCUGUUUUAAAGCGUCACUCUAAACAUUAUCCACAGCUAGAGUCAUCUACAAUAAGAGCAGCCCAGAACCUUAUUGCCAAGAGGAAGGAUAUGUCAGCUGAUCGAGUGGUGGAGAUAAUUGAGAUGGAGAAGACCACAGGUUAUUCUUGCGAUCCUGAAUAUCUGACAUUAUGGGGUAAGCUCAUGGAUGGUAAAGACCAGUUCCUUUAUGUUAUGAAUAAUUAUUCGAGGUCCACACGGAUCAUCAUUGAUGGUUUUGGGGAAGUUGAAGUUGGGCAUUUAAAGUCCUUCCCUAUUAUUAGAGACCUAGCAUUUGACAUAAAAAUGAGAAUUACAGCAUACUGGAACAUUGUUCUGAAAAGACUCGUUGAUUUCAUGGCUCUGAACCUGCAGUUCAGUAUCAAGAAUCUGGUGAACAAGGACAUGGAGAUGGAGGUAGUGAAUGAACUCAUGGGUCCUCAUGGUGGUGGACUUGAAAGGUUGCUAGAAGAAUCGCCGUCGGUGACCAUAAAGCGUGAGAGAUUGAACAAAAGUAUCAAGUUGCUGAAGGACUCUAAGGAAGUUGUUGCUAAGGUUUGCUUUGUCCGAAUGGCUGAAAUCCCAUAUCAUUGUGAUGGGAAACUCUUCUGUGGCAUUAAUGUUAUGUUUGUGUUUGGUAGUGUGUUGCUAAGCUAUAAAGAAUUCCAAUGUAAUGGAAAGUAUUAUGCGUUAGUGGAUGAUAUUGACUUGUCUCUUUCAGCCACUGGAUUUCUAGAGUCAUCUACAAUAAGAGCAGCCCAGAACCUUAUUGCCAAGAGGAAGGAUAUGUCAGCUGAUCGAGUGGUGGAGAUAAUUGAGAUGGAGAAGACCACAGGUUAUUCUUGCGAUCCUGAAUAUCUGACAUUAUGGGGUAAGCUCAUGGAUGGUUAUUCUUGCGAUCCUGAAUAUCUGACAUUAUGGGGUAAGCUCAUGGAUGGUAAAGACCAGUUCCUUUAUGUUAUGAAUAAUUAUUCGAGGUCCACACGGAUCAUCAUUGAUGGUUUUGGGGAAGUUGAAGUUGGGCAUUUAAAGUCCUUCCCUAUUAUUAGAGACCUAGCAUUUGACAUAAAAAUGAGAAUUACAGCAUACUGGAACAUUGUUCUGAAAAGACUCGUUGAUUUCAUGGCUCUGAACCUGCAGUUCAGUAUCAAGAAUCUGGUGAACAAGGACAUGGAGAUGGAGGUAGUGAAUGAACUCAUGGGUCCUCAUGGUGGUGGACUUGAAAGGUUGCUAGAAGAAUCGCCGUCGGUGACCAUAAAGCGUGAGAGAUUGAACAAAAGUAUCAAGUUGCUGAAGGACUCUAAGGAAGUUGUUGCUAAGGUUUGCUUUGUCCGAAUGGCUGAAAUCCCAUAUCAUUGUGAUGGGAAACUCUUCUGUGGCAUUAAUGUUAUGUUUGUGUUUGGUAGUGUGUUGCUAAGCUAUAAAGAAUUCCAAUGUAAUGGAAAGUAUUAUGCGUUAGUGGAUGAUAUUGACUUGUCUCUUUCAGCCACUGGAUUUGUAAUUACACUUUGA